This is a messenger RNA of Drosophila kikkawai, 5092 nucleotides long. RefSeq lists its product as uncharacterized. The record is from RefSeq and is a predicted model, not a curated record. Lineage: Eukaryota; Metazoa; Arthropoda; Insecta; Diptera; Drosophilidae.
CACUGCUUAAGAACAAAAUAAAUUAUUUUCUAAACAAACUGCACACAACAUUAAAUAUUAUUUUCUACGGCUAAGUGACAUGCAUUAGGACUGAAGGAUGGAGAUAAUUUUCACACAGGAUGUCCACAACGUGGACAAGUUCUUGUCCUGCGCCGAGAAACUGCACUACGACGAGUUCUCGGCGCAAAUGUUUGCGUUCUGCAACGGACACUGCGACAUGGAUGUGUUUGAGCUGAUGGGCAACGACAGGCUGGCGCAGCUUCUCUACGGCUGGGAGGUGUGCCGGGUACCCAGCCGGGAUGUGGGCGCCUUCAAGGAGCCGGCGCUACGGCACCUCGUCCUUGUGCUGGCGCACCACUCGCUGCAGAUGUGGUUCAGUCAGGAGUGGAUCACCUGCUCCGAUGGCCUCAAGAACAUGUUGCUUUACAGCCUCACCAAAGCGGUGCCGGCCUUCUACCGCAUUGAGGAGUUGGCCAAUAUCAACUGGGCCUACGUGCUCAAGUUUCAGGCGAGUCCCUGGAGUGUGCCGUACCUGCAGCAGCUUUUCCUCAACCUACGCAAGAACAAGCAUCAUGCCAUCGAGCAUGCAGUUGCGGUGGCCACAAUUGAGGAUAUCACUUUCCUGAAGGAUGAUGGCCUCAAUCUGAUACUGCUGCGUCUCAUGCAGCUUUUUAAUGCCGGCAACUUUGAGGCGGUCAAGCAGCUGUCCCUGCGCAUGCUGGCCGCCUGGCUGAAAGCCAAUGAGUACGCUACAUUUGAGGCCAUAGAAAGAGAUAAAUCUUCGAUUGCCUUGGUGGGGCACCUCUACCUAUUGACUGUCUUUACGAUGGACGAAAAUCGGGGCUAUGCCAUUGACAACUUGAUGUACAACAUCAGGUUCUAUGCCCAGAGCAUGCAGGAGCAUUCUCCCAUCUCCGAGCACACCCACUUUACGCCAGCCCGCCUCAUUGCCCAGGUGUGUGUGCGCCUCCGGAUGGGGAAAACCGGGUUCUUUGAGCAGAUUAGCUUCAAGAAGUUCAAGCUCAAUCUGGUCACCUCGUUCGCCGUCAUGCUGGAGGCCUACACCAGCUAUGUCUUGGGCAACCAGCUGGUGGAACUGAUGGCCCUCAACGAGCACGACUUCCUGGAGCACUCGUCGCAGUUCAAGGAGCUCAUGCACCGCUACGUGGCGGAACGGGAGAGCAGCGAGCGCUUCCUGCUGGAGGAGCUGAAGAAGCUGGAGAACCAGCGGAACAGCCACUUCCAGCCGCAAGUGGUGAAGUUUAACAUCAACUACCAGCAGCAGAUCUGCAAGGGCAACCGAGCCAGCAACAUUGGCAACUACAAGAACUGUGACGACGACGAGAAGCCCCUGCCGCCCGAGUCGGACGAGGAGCUGGACAGGCAGAUAGACCCGGUGUUCCAAAGUGUGCCGAACAACGAGGAGAUUCUAGACUUUGUCUACAAACUGCUGGCGGAGCGGGAAUUUAGCGGCUGGAAGUUUGCCAAGAUUGCCAUCCUGCUGAAGAUCAUUGGCCAGCAGCUAAAUGCCAUUGAAAUCUGGCGCUAUCAUCCCGGCCUGACCACCGAGUUCAUGCUCAAUCUGGAGCAGAAGAUGUCGCAGAACUACGCCGACCUGGCGAAGGUCUUUUCCGACCACGGAUUCAUGGAGGCCGAGUUCUGGCUGACGGCCUUUUACCUCAAUCCCAUAUCGGUCAACUACAACGAGGUCCGACGGUGCUCGCGCAUUAAGAAGAAGCGCCAAGAGGAGGACCAUUGGACCCCGGCGGCGGCGCCAUCGCAGACCAUCAAAUACGAACUGCUCAGUUCUACCAUCGAUGUGGACGAGAUCGUGACCGUGACCAACCACAAUGCCCCCGUGGGCGACUACGAUCCCAUCUACAAGGCCCUGCAGGCGCUGCGCCUGCCGCCCAGCAUGAUCAAGGACCUGCUGACGGUGGUCUUCCAGCCGCGCAACAAGCGCUACUCCUGGGCGCUGGACUGGUACACCCUGCACGAGCGCUGCCAUGCGCUGCUGAAGAGUCGCGACCUUAAGAACAAGUUCGUGGCCCUCAACAUGGCCGAGGCCAGUGACCGCUUGGAGUACCUGAAGAUAGACUACGCCAAGUACCGGGACAGACCGCAGUUAGACUACGGCACCAUCGAGGAGGGCUACGAGAACGCGGCCAAUCUGCCGGAGCCUGAGGAGGAACCAGAGCAGACUCCCACAGCUACGGAGGAGGAGGACGUGAAGUCCAAGCAGCAGAAGAAGCGUCGUCCUACGCGCAAGUUCUGGGAUGAAGUGUUCUCGGAAGACGAAGAGGAGGAGGCGGCCUCCAGCGACUCGGAGGCUUACUACACGGGCAAUGGCCGCCGGAAACGGGUCAGGGCUGCGGCCAUGGUGGCCAAUGCCAUGUUGUCCGACAUGGAUCGCAGUGUUCGCUGCGGCCGACGUUCCAGUUCUCCGGCCUUGUCUGAUGAGUUCAGGGGUUACCCACUCUCAACAAUCGAGGUCAAGCAGGAGACGGAGACCAAGCCAUCGAGACCCCCGUCAACAGAGGAGGCUGCCACCACUAGUGAUGAGAAGCGUACGAUCGGCGAUUUGCUGGAGGCUCGCACCAAGUUCAGCAACGAAACCGGCGGCUUCAAGGCCUUCGCCGACAUCUGGAGCUUUGAAAAGGAGGAACUCCAGAACGUGGCCAGCGAGGGCAACAGCCUCAUGGAGUGCAGCUCCGUGCUCAGCAAAUUCAAGAGCUGGAAGUCGUUAAAGGAGACCGUGGCAGCGAAGGUGCCCCCGGUGGAGCCACAGCCAACCAGAAGGGCUGUUCGCACGGGCUCUGAGACGGAAAGCAUCUCCUCCGAAGCCUCAUCGAUGGCCACUCACUACUUUAACGAGGAUGAGCCAAGCGACGAUUUGUUGUCCGGUGUAAGUAGAGAGCUAGCUACACAGCCCCUCCCGCCUGUUCCUAAACUUACCUCGGAGAACCAAGUGUUGCAGCCCACAGAAACGAAUACGGUCGGGUUGACAGAGCAGCCGCUGGGAUCUAAAGGACAACUGGUUGAGGAUGCGAGCCCCAAGACAGCACCACAGACUGAGCAGCCCCAGGAGGAGCUAGGAGAGUCAUCUGUGGACACGAGACAGAUUAAAGAGGAGCUCAUUGAAGAUAUUCAGGCAACGGAGGAGUCACAGGUAAACGAAGAGAAUCUGCUAACCGCUGAGCCCUUGGAUGCAAGGCAGCUAACCAAGAGUCUCCCGAAAACCACACAGCUAUCCGAGGAGCCAGAGGAAAACAAGCAAACAGUAGAGGGGCUAAUGGAAAGUGCAGAGGAGACAGUAAGCUCGCAAGUUAAGGAGGAGCCAGAUUCUUGUGAGCAAGUAAAGGAGGAGCCAGUUUCUUGUGAGCAACAAACCCAGGACACAAAUCAUCUAAAAAAUGAACCUCAGCUAAGCGAGGAGCCUCAGCAACCCGGAAAACAAAGCGCUUCCGCUUCCAAAACCACCUCGGAAACCGGAACGGAAACAGGCACGGCGGAGGAGACAAGGUGCGACGACAUUGCUCAGAAGCCGGAGCCCAAGCUGGAGCCAAUUGGCCAGUCCUUGUAUACAUUGGUGCCCCCCGACGAAACUCCUGAUGAGAAGAAGGUAAGGGAGCACCUCAUCAAUGAGUGCCUUACCAGACCGAUUCGCGUGUGCCUGAAAAUGCUUACUGUCCAGGACAUUGAGAAGCUGCGCGGAGUUCGGGUGCGGGUCAAGCGUACCAAUCUGGAGGACUUUUACCGAGAGCAGUCGCAGUCCAAGCGACGCAGGAUCCUAGGCAGCCGCUCCCACACGGAGGAUAGCACUGCGUCCAACCACAGCUCGGAUGCUCAGAAGUCGGGCAGAAGGCGCUUCAAGAAAUUCGUGCACAUUACGUCCGACUCGGUAUCCCCAUCACCUCCGCCCCGCAUCGUUGACAUAAAGCCGCUCUUCAAGCACAUAACAUCGGACUCAUCAACGGAUCUGGAGGAAGUGCCUCACCCGGUGGUGGUGGUGAGAAGGCGCGGACGCGGACGAGGACGAGGCGCCGGGCCGAGGUGUAUAAGAGCUCCGCGACACUCACCCAGCUAUUCGCCGGAUGUGAUCGAGCUGUCCUCGGACUCUCUAUCCUCCAAUUCACCCGUCCCAGCAGCUAGCCACCCUAUGCACCAGUUCUCGGCGCUGGAGAUGGACCCGCUGUACGAGGAGGAGAUCGUUCCCAUCUAAAACGAAUCAAGCAGGAUUCCUAGCCGGAGGCGCAGUCCUACGUGCUCGUAACGAAUGCAGACGAGGGGUUGCACACCGAGAGAAAUAUGGUGGAGAAACAUGAGAGGAAAAAGAGGGAGAGGGAGAGAGGAAAAUCGAGUUUGCCUCGCUUGUUAGAAUGCAAUUAGCCCGGGGCUAUGUGCCGGUACGAGUAUUUGCGUUGGCUGGACUCUGAUUCUGAUGAAAUUAUAUACAUGUACAUCUGUUUGUCCAAGUCCCCGGUUUUCUAUUUGGACUGUGACGACGACGAUACCCUCAGGCUAUCGAAAAAAAAGGAACUCUCCAAUGGGAAACGCAAACGCAUCCGCUCUUCAAUUAACUGCCUAAUUGAUAGGCAUUGUGGUUCUGUAAAAAACGAAAUUAAGUACACGCGUCGGAGGAGCUCUUGAACAGGAAGGACGCCGCCUGCGACACGUGGCCGAGAUGGUGUGAAUUUUGGUGGCAAUAUAUACAAACAUGUAUCAAUAAGCUACGGUUUUUGGGGGUAGCAAUACCGAGCAGGAAGCUGAAAUAAAAAAUAAUAAACUUGCAAAUAACUAGCAGUUGAUGUAAAACCUAGAAUUAAUAUUUGCUCAGUUAAACUUUACUCUUUGUAUUACUUGAAUCGGUUUGAUUAAUCUAAAUCGAGUUAAAGCAAAGCUUAGGCAGCUAAUAAUUGUGUUGUAUUUGCAAAAUACACUAAGCCAUAUUUGGAAAUUAAGUUGAACUCAAAGAUCUAAACGAGUUUCUAGCAACUAAUAACUAUUUCUUAUACUUAAUAUUUGUAUACUGCUUGUGAUUUCUCAAGUUAAUAAAAAGCCAUUAGCCUUGCGCUUAGGUGUAGUCCUUAAA